UCCCUUCCUUUUCUUUCUAACAGGUUUGGCUUUUGACACUUUUGACCCUUCAGUGUUUUGGGGUUUCCUUCUUAAGGCUUCCUUGGGGAACAGGGACAGGGGCGUCCCUCUCCUUUGGGGUUAAAGGAGGGGAUAUGCCCCAAGGGAAGGGUUCAAUGCCACCCAUAAAUAAGCCCCAUAAACCGUCCCAAACGCCUGUGUCGAAAUCUUUUCUGGCCAGACAGCUCUGAAAGACACGCCGGGAAUGUGGCUGGCCCUUUCCUUGCACUGAGUCAACUCCCUUCGGUUCCAUCUGGUCCUGGCUAGAAAACACAGGGAAAGGUCUUCCCGGUUUGGACCGUGGCAGGGCUUGAACUCAGGACCCGUCGAGCCGUUCCCUUCAACCGACGAAGGUGCCUUUCCAGGGGCUGAAGCCCAGCCCUUGUGUGGCUCCUUGGGAGCUUUGCUUGCAGAAGGUCUCGGGUUCAGUUUCUGGCACCUCCAGGUAAAGGUUGAGGAAGACGCCAUCUGAAACCCGGAGGAACUACUACUACUCCCACGGGUUGCAGACCGAGUUGUUGGGAUGAUCCUCAGGGACACGUCAACUUGGAUAACUGAGAUCUUCUUCUGACGCAAGGCCUUUGAGGAGCGCAUCCAGCCAUGGAGGCGGAAGGGGAGGUGGAAAAGAUCAGCAUCGUUGCCGAAAACCAUCAUGAGGGUGAGGCGGGAGACCAGGCGGCAGGUCUUCUGGGCUCCUCGAAGGCUCUUCCAAUCACCUGGCAGCACAAAUGCGCCUCCUAUGUCCUGGCGCUCCGUCCGUGGAGUUUCAGUGCCUCUCUUACUCCGGUGGCCCUGGGCAGUGCCCUGGCUUACCGCUCCAGAGGGACCUUGGACCCAGGGCUCCUGGUGGGCAGCGCCGUGACCGUCUUGGCCGUCCAUGGAGCCGGGAACCUGGUCAACACCUAUUACGACUUCUCCAAGGGCAUCGACCACAAGAAGAGCGACGACCGGACGCUGGUGGACCAGAUUCUGGAGCCCCAAGACGUUGUGAGGUUUGGGGUCUUCUUGUACACUCUGGGCUGCCUCUCCGCUGCCUGCCUCUACUGCCUCUCCACCCUCAAGUUGGAGCACUUGGCCCUGAUCUACUUUGGAGGCCUCUCCAGCUCUUUCCUCUACACCGGAGGUAUUGGCUUCAAGUACGUGGCCCUGGGCGACGUGGUCAUCCUCAUCACUUUUGGGCCCUUGGCAGUGAUGUUCGCCUAUGCCGUCCAGGUGGGCUACCUCUCCGUCUCGCCAUUGCUCUACGCCGUUCCCCUGGCCCUGAGCACCGAGGCCAUCCUGCACAGCAACAACACCCGGGACAUGGAGUCGGACCGGCAGGCCGGCAUCGUCACCUUGGCCAUCCUCAUCGGCCCCACCUUCUCCUACAUCCUCUACAACACCCUUCUCUUCCUGCCCUACCUGAUCUUCUGCGUCCUGGCCACCCGCUACACCAUCAGCAUGGCCCUCCCCUUGCUCACCAUGCCUAUGGCCUUCUCCUUGGAGAGACAGUUCCGGAGCCAAAGCUUCCUCAAGAUCCCCCAAAGGACUGCCAAGCUCAACCUCCUUUUGGGACUCUUCUAUGUCUUUGGCAUCCUCUUGGCCCCACCAGGAGCACUCCCAAAGCUUUAGGACAUGUGGGUCUUUGGGGCCAUUUGUGUGGCCCUUGGGAUCAAACAAAAAGGGCAGAGCAUUUUAGGAGGUUUGCAUUGGGACAUCUUUGCCACAUUCUUAAACAGAAAGUGAUGUUAAGUCAUUACCUGUUGCUAAAGAGAGGUCUUUUAGGGGCCUAAAAAGACCCACACAUCCCCCCUAAACAUGGCAAAAAUGUCCCCAUGCUCCCUAGAGGCUUUUUGGGGCAAUUUUGGAUUAUUUUCAGGGGUAUUUGGGGGUAUUUGUGGUUGUCCAAUGUGGCAAGCAAAACCUCUGGGUCCAGGAGGCUCAAGCAGAAGGUUUAUCAGAAAGGAGGGCAGGAUUUAAAACCUGGGUUUUCCCAUCCAUCUUGUCCUGAAACCCAACAGGAGUUUGUGGGUUUUUGCCUUCUCUUGGACAAAAAUGAACUUGCCAACAGUCUGGAUGGUCUCUGGAGUCAUGAAUGGAAUUUGUGUUGACAUGUUUUCAACAUGGAGGAGACUUGUAGCCUUCCAGCUGUUCUUGGAUUGCAACUCCCAUCCACCCUUUAAGGCAGAUGGGAGUUGCCUUAGAUCAGGAUCCAGAGGGACUGAGGUGGUUCAUCCUUUUUUCUUGCAACAAGCCAUGAGGAAAAGGAGGUUUCUAAAGGUUUGGGUUAUUUUUGCACACUUCUGAUGUCGUUUCAAACGUAUAUAUUGUUCACUUAGCGUUGCAGGAUGGGGCUACUCCAUCCUUUGCAAUGCCUUUUUAGAAAAUACUGUAAAGCUCAUUUUCA
Messenger RNA from Sceloporus undulatus (fence lizard), 2425 nucleotides. RefSeq names its product UbiA prenyltransferase domain containing 1 (gene UBIAD1). Gene Ontology annotation, cellular component: Golgi membrane; endoplasmic reticulum. Gene Ontology annotation, molecular function: prenyltransferase activity. The coding region runs from base 640 to 1650 and encodes 336 amino acids. The record is from RefSeq and is a predicted model, not a curated record. Gene Ontology annotation, biological process: vitamin K biosynthetic process; menaquinone biosynthetic process. The transcript is spliced from 3 exons. Lineage: Eukaryota; Metazoa; Chordata; Lepidosauria; Squamata; Phrynosomatidae.